This is a messenger RNA of Formica exsecta, 3001 nucleotides long. It is a transcript of the gene papi, whose product is annotated as tudor and KH domain-containing protein homolog. The coding region runs from base 275 to 2134 and encodes 619 amino acids. Lineage: Eukaryota; Metazoa; Arthropoda; Insecta; Hymenoptera; Formicidae. The record is from RefSeq and is a predicted model, not a curated record. Gene Ontology annotation, molecular function: RNA binding. Gene Ontology annotation, biological process: spermatogenesis. The transcript has 9 exons.
CUCACAGUUUCACGUGCCUUUCGUAAUAUUAAUACGUAUUACGUAUAUUAGACUAUUAGACGAGAAACGGAGAAGCGAUCAGCAAAAUGUAAACACUUUAGACUUUACAUAAAACACUAUUUUUAGAUGUUACGAACCGCUGUUAUUGAACAUAUAAAAUUUGUGUUUUUUUCGCAUAUCUCAACGUACUUCUACAAGACAAAUUUUAGAUACUAAUUACGAUCACAACAAAAUUUAUCAUCCUGUUUUGAUUGCAUAAUCUUUUCAUUGCAAGAUGAGGUGGAUAUCAAAUUUGGAUAGAAAGUUUGUAGUACCCAUUUUAAUUGGCAUAUCCUUGACAACUCUUAGUUGUAUAUCCUUGGCAAUAUUGUUCUAUCCUGUAUUUGAAAAGGAUGAUGACACAAGAGAUGAUAAAAAUAAUACAAAGAGAUCUCAUAAGAUAAUAACAUCCAGAUGCACUACAGUACAAUAUAAAGUGCCUAAGCAAUUUGCAUCUGCUAUAAUUGGUAGAGGUGGUUCAGUGAUUCAAAAGAUACAAGAUACAACUGGCACACACAUUACAAUGAGUAAAAAUGAUAUAGAGUCUCCGGAUCGUGUCUGCAUCAUACAGGGUAAUGAAAUGGAAGGCAUUCGUUUAGCAGAAUCAAUGAUCAAAAACAUAAUAGACAAUCAGCCUAUCAUUGAGACCUAUGAAUUGUUUGUGCCGUAUGAAGCUUGCGGAAACUUUGGAGUUCUAAAAAGAAAUGGGGAUACUGUGCAGCAAAUACAAAGAUCUUCUGGUGCAAAACUCAUAAUGGAGAAUAGUGGUAUUUAUAAAUCUGAAGCUGGAUGGAAAAGGAGAAUAAUAAUAAAAGGAACUGCUGAGCAAAUAGCAUUAGCAGUUACUCAAAUAGAAGAUAAAGUCCGAGAAGAAAGCGAAGCUCAAGCUCAGCUGAAGUGUGAAACAGCAACUGCAAGAACGCCUAGAAUAUCCCCUAGUAAAAACAGUGUUAAAGAUAUAAUGGACAAUCAGCCUACUAUCGAGACUUAUGAAUUUUCUGUACCAUAUCAAGUUUGUGGAAGAAUCAUAGGAAGAAAUGGAAAUACUAUACAGCAAAUACAAAGAUUCUCUGGUGCAGAAAUUGUAAUUGAGAAAGAUCUUACUAAUAUAUGUCAAAACGAUGAAAGGUGCGUAUUGUUAAGAGGAACUGCUGAGCAAAUAGCUCUAGCCGUUACUCAGAUAAAAGAUAAAAUUCAAGAGGAAAACGAAACUCAAAUUGACUUAAAUGAUGACUUCACAAUCACUGUGAAAAGAACACCAACAUUCGAACCAUCUCUUAACAACGAUGUUAACAUGUCUGACAAUACUUCAGAGACUUCGCAGAUUUCUUUACCACAAGAAGAUGUAAUGGAAGUAUAUGUAUCUGCGAUGGAAACACCAAAUAUAUUCUGGAUUCAUGUGAUUGGCCCUGGAAACACAGCUUUAGAUAACUUAAUAUUCGAAAUGACAGAGUAUUAUAAUAAAGAGGAAAAUCGCGAAUUUCAUGCUUUGAAAAAGAUAACUCCAGGUCAGAUGGUAGCAGCCAAAUUCAGUUAUGACAACAAAUGGUAUCGCGCGGAAAUAAUAACCAUUGUAGGAGACUCUCAAUGCGAGGUCUAUUACGUCGAUUACGGAGAUAUUGAUAUCAUUUCCACAGACGACGUGUUGGAGUUAUGUACGGAUAUGUUGAGUUUACGAUUGCAGGCCGUGGAGUGUUCACUAGCGAAUACGAAGCCACGAGAAAGCGAAUGGAGCCGCGAAGCUUGCGACAAGUUCGCCGAACUUGUUCAAGUGGCGCAGUGGAAACCCCUCAUCGCUAAAGUUAAAGGCUAUAAAAAACGUCCGAUCGGUUACGGAAAAUCUCGCCGUGAAGGUUCACCGAUUCCUUGCAUCGAUCUUUACGACAAGGAUGGCGAUAAGGAUAUUAAUAUUAAGGAAACUUUGAUACGUUUGGAAUUGGCUCAAUUCGAGGAAGAGGUCUGUUCAACCGCGAGUUCCACAUUAUCACAAAAUAAGCAUGAUCUUCCCGUUUUAUCUUCUCCAUUGGUUGAACAAGUUUCGAAUGAUUGUCGCGGUAAAGCCGAUUUUACUACCUCAACCUGCAGAAACGAUUGACUCAUCAAUUUUUCUAAAACAACUAGUUUUACCGCAUUAAUUAUAUAGAUUCUUAUUAGAGAUUCCACUUUCCUAUAAUUUUCUUAUGUUAAAAGUCCAAUCUAUAUAUUAGGCAUUUAAAUUUCAGAACGAGAUACUUAGCGUUAAAUGCGAUAGUAAUGCCGAUAAAAGACCAAACAAACGUGUCUUUCGUUUAUUAUAUAUAUAUAAUAAAACCUGAAACGUUACAAUAUAUGGUUAUAAAAAUUUAUUAUAGAAUUACAUAUAUCCAGAUAGAUUAAUAUAAUAAUUGGUUCGCGAGUAAUGAUAAUGAUUUGCGAAUAGUUAAUUGAUUGAUGAAAUGAGACAUCUAUCCUUUUCUUGGGGAUUGUAGUUUUUAUUAAUUUCCUAGUAUUCAGAUCUUGUUGUUUUUAAGUUAUUUUCAAUCUUAUCAUUUUCAUAAUCUUUCUAUCUUACAUUGUGAUGCAGGAAAUGAAAAGCAUUUUUUAAGAUAUAUGUACUUUUUUCAUGUUAUUAUGGUCUUUAUGUAAGAUAUUAUUAUUUUUAAUCCGUUUGUGUUGGAAUUACACAACUCACACUUGUGCCAUGAAACAACAACAAUAUUGAUUUAUUUUUUAAGAAUUCGUAAUAUUUAUUUUUAAAAUUAUUUUCUAAUUAAGGCAUAAUUAUGACUUCUAUAGCAUUUUGUUUUGUAUUUAAUUUUUAUAUGUUUUUAUUAAUGUUAAUAUAUAAAAAUCUACAAAAUACAAAAGCGAAAUAUGCUUCAAUAAUUAAAUUGCAACACAACAGAAUAAUUUUUAGCGAUUGCUUUCUUAGGAUAAGAGAUAUUGUUUUUUUUUAAUAAAAUAAAAUUUUUCUUACUAAAUA